This is a messenger RNA of Penicillium digitatum Pd1, 2124 nucleotides long. RefSeq names its product type I 3-dehydroquinate dehydratase. The record is from RefSeq and is a predicted model, not a curated record. Gene Ontology annotation, molecular function: 3-dehydroquinate dehydratase activity. NCBI's taxonomy places the organism in Eukaryota, Fungi, Ascomycota, Eurotiomycetes, Eurotiales, Aspergillaceae.
AUGGCCACGCCGCUGCUCAACGGUUCUCCUGUCCCCACCGCCCUGAAAGCCCAGGGCCAUCCUAGCGCAAACGCCGACAUUGUCGUCCCUUCCAAUGCUACAACAAUUAUCUCUACCGCCAAGGCUACCGGGCCCAAUGACCAAAUAGCUGCAAGCAUCACUGCGCCGACUGCGGAUGCUGUCGCGGGGACUGUCGUGAUCAUCUACUGCCAGAACCAAGAGCAUAUCGUACAACUGGUCGCGGAGGUUCUGGGAAAAUCGUGGACAACGGACACAUCUCUUGGGACGCUCACACGAGUCAGCAAUGCAGUGGUGGUGGGGAUACCAGCGCGCGACCUAGCGCGAAGCUUCCAAGGAUUUGAGCGAUCAUCUCUGGUUCUGGUAAACACACAUUGUGUGGAAGGCGGGUCUGCGCCGGACGACUCGCUCACCGAGAGCUGUGAUUAUGAGUUUUUAUAUUCGCGGAGUCCGUUCCUGCGGCGGGAUCUAUCGCGGUUUUUGUCUUUAAUAUUUGGUCAGACUAGGCCGCAUGACGAUUUGCGGACGAAAACCAGGACGAAUUUUAUCUCGACUACUUUUCCUGAUGUGCACGCUGCUUUGCCGAAUUUGGAUAUCCUGUCUGUGGGAUCUGAUGCUGUUGAAAUCCGUGUGGAUUUGCUUGUUGAGCCUGUGCCAGAGGGCUGGACCACUCCACCUUUUCCGAGUUUGAAGUAUGUUGGUCAGCAACUGAUGUUGUUACGGCAGCAUACCGAGUUGCCGAUUAUCUUUACUGUUCGUUGUACUAGAGAGAACGGGAAGUUUCCGGUGGAUGACCCUGCGCUCUUUUACAAGUACCUGCGGCGAGCGAUACAGUGGGGAGUCGAGUAUAUCGACGUGGAACUGUGGCUGCCAGAAGAGAUCCGACGCCGGCUAUUUGAGAAAAAGGGCCAUAGUAUGAUUUUAUCUGCGUUCCAUGACUUCUCUGGAACCUGGAAGUGGACAUCCGAAAAGGCGCAGCGUAUAUUCACAGAAAGCGCUAAAUACGCUGACAUCGUGAAGAUGAUCGCCAUGGUCCACACAAUCGAGGAGAACUACGAACUAGAAUAUUUCCGCUCUACCAUCAAAAGCCGCGGCUCCGGCCCCCCCCUGUCAGCAGUCAACAUGGGCCAAAUGGGCCAGCUAUCUCGAGCCCUCAACACCGUCUUCUCUCCAAUCACCCACCCCCUCCUCCCAAUAAUUGCCGCCCCGGGGCAGCUCACAGCAGCGGAGAUCAACGAAGCCCUACACAUAAUGGGCCAACUCCCCAAACGCGAGCUCUACGCCAUAGGCUCAUUCCGAUCAACCCCACACUCAAUGUUCAUGGAGAAAUGCCUCAAUGAACUCGGCCUCCCGCACAACUUCACCUCAGUCGCCCGCGGCCCCAAAGGCUCCAUGGAAUCUGUCCUCCUACAACCGCACUUCGGCGGCGCCUACCUCAACCCCCCAGUCCCAGCCACAACUGGGUUCAUCCCCGCCGUCAGCGACGCAGCCCGCGCAAUCGGCUUAGUCGACACUAUCGCCAUGACACCGGGCGAAGCCGCACCAGGAACCUCUCGAUUCAUCGGCGAAAACGCCGCCUGGAAGGGCAUCCGUGCAACUCUGACGCGCGAACACGUUCCAUCCGCGUACAGCAGUCGCGCAGCCAUCAUUCUCGCUGGCUCCCAAGCCGACGCCUCGGCAGCGAUUUUCGCGCUACGCAGUCUGGCCGUUGGCACAAUCUACACGGUCGGAUUUAAAGCGAGUGGCCCGCUCGCUGUGGGCCUCGAACCUUUCACGUCAAUCCAAUCCGUCAAACGGGUGGGGCGUCCUUUUGUUAUUGUCUCUGCGCUGCCACCAGAGAAAUCGCUGCUGGUGCAGCCUCUGCUGAGGCAUUAUGGUGUUAAUGGUCGUUCUUUGUCGCCUUCGACUCGUGGCAAGGUCUAUCUUGACCUUACGAGUGGGCCGAGGAAGGGGGAUCCUUUGGCUGUUGCUACUUGUGCAGGGUGGACGGCGUAUGGAGUUGAGGAUGUUAGUGCUUGGACUACUGUUGAGACGCUGAGGUUGCUUGUUGGGCAGAAUGUGCCGUUUGACUUUGUGCGUAUGGCGUCUGGGCGGCCUUUGUUUUAG